UAAAGAAGGCAGGAGGGGAGGAGGCGGGGCCACGGGAUGGCCCUUUAAGGGGCCGGCCAUGCGCAGGCCGUCCCCUGAGCAAGCAGGUAGAGAGCGAACGAGAGACGAGCUGCGCCUUCCGCAGUUUUGCCCGGAGAGGCGGAGAGAGCAGAGCGGAGCGUAAAAGCGCAGCAGGCAUCAGCCGCCGCCGACCGUCGUCCCGAAGCAGAAAAAAAGAGAGAGGAGCCCGUAGCGACAGCAAGAGCGCAAGGCCUCCAUCGUCCGACCCCUUCCAGCCUCGGCUCGGCUAUGGGGAAGAUCCAGCUCUUCGAGAUCCGCCUGGGCGACAGCCGCGUCGUCUACAGCCCCGGCGAGCCUCUGACUGGCACGGUCACCGUCCGCCUGGCUGGAGCGCUCCAGUACCGCGCUAUCAAGGUGAGCUGUGUGGGUUCCUGUGGGGUCUCCAGCAAAAUAAAUGACACUGCAUGGACAGUGGAGGAGCAGUACUUCAAUACAACCCUUUCAAUGGCGGAUAAAGGGGUCCUGGCAGCUGGGGAGCACACAUUCCCUUUCCAGUUCCUGCUUCCAGCUUCAGCUCCUACAUCCUUUGAGGGUCCCUUUGGGAAGGUCUUGCACCAGGUCAAAGCUGUAAUAGAGACACCACGGUUUUCCAAGGAUCACAAAUGCAGCAAGAUCUUCUAUGUCCUCUGCCCGCUGAACCUGAAUGACAUCCCCGAGAUUGAGCAGCCAAACACAACGUCGAUCACAAAGAAGUUCAGCUACAAGCUCGUGAAAACUGGCAACGUGGUCCUGACAGCCACCACAGACCUCAAGGGCUACGUGGUAGGGCAGGUCAUCCAGUUGAGGACAGACAUUGAGAACAAAUCAGGCCGGGACACCAGCACCAUUGUAGCCAGCCUCAUCCAGAAAGUUGCCUACAAAGCCAAGCGGUGGAUCUAUGACCUGAGGACCAUAGCGGAAGUGGAGGGUUCACCUGUGAAGGCCUGGAAGCAUGCAGAGUGGAGAGAGCAGAUUCUCGUCCCAGCGCUGCCUCAGUCCAUACUGCAAGGCUGCAGUCUCAUCCAUAUUGACUACUACAUCCAGGUUUCAUUGAAAUCUCCUGAGGUUUCUGUUGCUCUCCCGAUCUACAUUGGCAACAUCGCUGUGAACAGGAUCCCCCUCAACCCAACCCGCUCAGUCCCUCACGUCCCGUCGCCUGUGAUCCCGAGUGCACCGCCGGUGGACGAGGAGGCUGCCGGUGGCUACCACCCCAUGGACAGCAUUUCCAUCCCCACCAAGAGCCACUCCCAGCAGCAGCCUUUCAGCUAUGCACCAGGCUUGAGCUUCCCAGAAGGAAGGCUGGACUCUGAGCAGAGCAGCUCACCCAACCACCCCACACUCUGCCUCUCGACGGGAGCGACGGUCCCUUACUAUGCUGAGGGGACAGUGAUUCCAGUUCCCACAGCCAGCUCCCUCAUCCUGCCUCCGGAGUAUAGCACCUGGGGUUACCCAUACGAGGCACCCCCUUCAUAUGAACAAAGCUGCAGCAGCGCAACCUCCAGCCUGAGCAAUGGCAACUAGCCACGAGCUCACAACUUGAUGUCUGGCAUGCCAAGCUGGGAGAAAGGACAGUACAAAACAUUGCCUGGAGGGGGCGCUCUCCCCCCCAGCAGUAGUUCCCUGGGCCAUGGCUGCCUUGCACAACAAUCUCUUUCCUUGUGCUGUACAGUUCAUCAUCUUACUUGCUGCUUUAUAAUCCAAACACCCGUGAUGCCUUAUCUGAAAUGUGGGAGUCAUCGUGUAUGGAAAGAUAGAGGUGUGUGCAGAUCAGCAUGUGUGUGUGUGUGUGUGAGAGAGAGAGAGAAAGAGAGAGAGAGAA
Messenger RNA from Lacerta agilis (Sand lizard), 1858 nucleotides. RefSeq names its product arrestin domain containing 1 (gene ARRDC1). The transcript is spliced from 8 exons. Gene Ontology annotation, cellular component: cytoplasm. Gene Ontology annotation, biological process: protein transport. NCBI's taxonomy places the organism in Eukaryota, Metazoa, Chordata, Lepidosauria, Squamata, Lacertidae. Bases 289 to 1560 code for a protein of 423 amino acids. The record is from RefSeq and is a predicted model, not a curated record. Gene Ontology annotation, molecular function: ubiquitin-like ligase-substrate adaptor activity; ubiquitin protein ligase binding.